AUGUUGAGAAAGACUCUCCAUUCAGCCCUAAGACAACGUUGUCUACGCACACCAACAUCAUCAUGGAUGAACAAUAUACUCUCAUCGAGGUCCAAUCAUAACACACCAUUCAUGAUGAUGGAGAUCAAAUUAUAUCCGGAUUUACUAUCUCAACGAUCAGAAUGGAUGACUCACCAUCAAUUUAGAUCUUUUCAUCAGAGCCUCCGAUCGGAACAUGAUGAUACAGCUACUCUUUCAUCAUCCAAUCAACAAGAUCUUGUGGAUUCCAACAACGAUCAUCACUCUACUCGUGAUGAUGUCCGAUUUCAAGAGAAACAAGUGAGGUUCCGUAAUGCCUUGUUAUCAUCAGUCCUCCGUCAGAGAAAUCGGGACGUUAAGUUUUAUUAUACAUUAUUCGCAAUUCUUGGAAGUGUGGGUUCCAUAGGCUUUGAAGUCUUAUUUAGAGUGUUGGAAAUGCCGUAUAUAGGUGCACUGUAUGCAGCCUCUUUAUUCGGUUAUUUGCUCGUUCAGAGAACUAUGGCACUCUAUUCGAAAGGUUCCUUCCUUGCGAAAAGUAUUGGAGCUGUCGAGAUUUUCGAAAACGAAACAUGUCCUGAAAAAUUACGAGUCUAUCAAACGGUGAAGGAAAUUGCAAAUAGUAUUCAAUUGAAGAUGCCUGCUGUGUGUUAUAUUGAAUGUGAGGAACCUAAUGCAUUUGCAUGUGGAUAUCAUGUGGAUUGUGCAUGUGUGACAGUUACUAGCGGUCUCGCAAAAUUACUGAAUGAUAUGGAAUUGAAGAGUGUGUUAGCUCAUGAAAUUGGGCAUGUGAUUAAUGGAGAUAUGAAAACUGGUACUUUGAUUUCCGCAAUGAUUGGUGCUUUUACACUGGGUCACAAAUUUGCUCGAAAUAUUACAUCAAAAAACCGCAAGAAUGACACGAAUAAUAGUAGAUCACAAAACAAGAAUGCGGUACAAGCCGAAAAUUUAAUUUUACUUUUAUCCAUGACCACAUUAAUUGCAGGAAGAAUCAUGGAGUUGGCCAUUUCCAGACAUCGAGAAUAUUCUGCUGAUGCAAUUGCUUCUGCAUUCACUCAUCCUUAUCAUUUACGUGAUGCCCUUCAAAAAAUCAAUAACUAUCAUUCCACUCCAAAGAAACAUAUUGAAGGUGGCAAAGAGUCGAACAAACCAACAUCACUCACAGAAUUGCCAAGAUAUGAAUCCAUGGCUCACUUGUACAUUUAUAACGGACUUGAAUCGCCAGGUUCUUGGAUCUCCACUCACCCUUCCACUGCAGAAAGAUUGAAUUCAUUGGAGUCCAUUGCAAGUUGGAAUGUUGAGGAUUUUUACAAGCUGACUAUGGGCUCUUCAGCAAUGAAAGACCAACGUGCAAAACUUUCUCUUUUCGUUGUUAUUUCAGCUUACUUGAUCAUUGUUGUUGCAGUUAUUGCCUACAAUUCAGAAAUGUUGGCACCUUUUACAGAACAAACCCUUUCACACAUUCGACGAGACAUGUCAUGGUUGUACAAGUUUGUGAAUGAAAAUAUCCUUCAAAGAAAUAAAUAA
Messenger RNA from Naegleria lovaniensis, 1542 nucleotides. RefSeq lists its product as uncharacterized. Gene Ontology annotation, biological process: proteolysis. The transcript is spliced from 4 exons. The record is from RefSeq and is a predicted model, not a curated record. The coding region runs from base 1 to 1542 and encodes 513 amino acids. NCBI's taxonomy places the organism in Eukaryota, Heterolobosea, Eutetramitea, Acrasida, Naegleriidae. Gene Ontology annotation, molecular function: metalloendopeptidase activity.